Molecule: messenger RNA, 891 nt
Organism: Emericellopsis atlantica
Lineage: Eukaryota; Fungi; Ascomycota; Sordariomycetes; Hypocreales; Bionectriaceae
Exons: 2
Coding region: 78-740 (220 amino acids)
Source: RefSeq, a predicted model, not a curated record
GUAACAGAACUGGCCAUCUGCUCCGUCAGCGCACCCUGCGGUACUUUUCGUCGUGAUCAUGUCUGCGAUUGGCCGAGAUGACUCGAAAUCCCCAAUUCUUUGAACGGGCCACGUCCAGUCCACUUCUGGGACUGCAGUGCCACUGUUGGUGGUCCCAGACUCCCAGGUCCCUCGGGUCCCCUGGUCGAGCCUGCCUGGCGAAGCCUGGCAAGUGGUCAUCAUUCUGCUGCAGACCCCAUUUCCGCGCAGCACGAGACUUUUUUUUGGCGCUACUUGUAGGUUUUCUGGUGUUGACAAACACCUCCAGUCGUGAGGUACGUACGGAGUACUGCACACUGAGGCAGCGACGGACCACCACGCACCAUCCAUCUGCACCCGCCCCGGCUAGCACAGGGCCCUACCUCACCAUUUCUAUCCCGUCUCUCCAUCUCACACUCUCUUCCUCUCCUCAACCUCUUCCUCCAAACCCGACCUCCUCCCUAUCUCUUCGACGAAAACUUCGAAUCCGCCGAAUUCACGACAAGCCGAGUCACGAACAUUUUCUUUUUGUUCGUCGAUUCAGGAUUCAAGUUCAUCGCGAACGACUUUCACCCUUCACGCCUCUUCCGCACUUUUACUGGCCCAUCUCCUCGGUCAGCGUGGAAGUCUCGAAGGCACAUUGCUUCUCGCGACUCCGUAUCAUCGAGCCUGCUGCGAUUCCCUUGAGCAAUUUUACUCUGCUGCAUUUCUUCUUGUUCUAGACUUUCGAUAUCUCCUUCGAGCAUCCGGUACGGUAUCUCACUCACGACCUUCCAGCUAUCCCGGUCACGACCUUACUUCACUCUACGACACGACCGACCCUGCUUCCCCUGUGCCGAUUCUCGCGGAAUCAACUAGCAGACGAUCCUUGUU